Messenger RNA from Penaeus monodon (black tiger shrimp), 768 nucleotides. RefSeq names its product glycine-rich cell wall structural protein 1-like. Lineage: Eukaryota; Metazoa; Arthropoda; Malacostraca; Decapoda; Penaeidae. The record is from RefSeq and is a predicted model, not a curated record.
GUAGCUCCACCUCCUGGGACGAAGGACAGCAUCCUGCGCGGCGCCAGCUUAGUGGGGAAAGGAUUGGGGAAGGAUAUAUAAAGAGACGAGCAGCGGAGGAAGGCAUAUCAGCUUCUCUCCAGUGCUGGGAAAGAGCAGGUGCACCAUGCGGUCCUUCAUAGCUAUAACUUUCGUGGCGGCGCUGAGUGUAGCUUCGGCUGCGCCCGGAUUUUGUUGUGGAGGUGCCCAUGGCUCCUACGGCGCACAGCUUGUCGGAGUUGGCACUCUUCCCAGCAUCGGUGGAGGCGGCGUCGGAGGCACGGGGGUAUAUGGCACCCGAGGUGGCGGACACAGGAUCUCCAGAGGACCUAGUAUCGUCCAGGCUCAACUGGUCGGUGUCGGCACCCUCCCAAGCAUUGGUGGCACAGGCGGUGGAAGUUACAGCUCUCAUCGAGGUGGAUCUAGGAACUUCGGAAGAUCCAGCGGUCCUAGCAUUGUGAAGGCACAGCUGGUCGGUGUCGGCACCCUCCCAAGCACCGGCGGCACAGGCGGUAGAAGUUACAGCCAUCAUGGAAGAGGAUCUCGCGGCGGCUCCAGCAUCGUCCGCGCUCAGCUGGUCGGCGUCGGCACACUCCCAUCCCGCGGAGGUGGUGGACACGCGAUUUCAACCGGCGGGGGAUACGGGCGCCACGGAUGGUAAUGAGUGCUUUACAAUACCAAGUUUGAAUGUGUGUUUACAGUGCGAACCAUUGUAACUCAAAAAUAAAUACAAUAAAAUCCAGAAACUAA